Biomphalaria glabrata is the source of this 3111-nucleotide messenger RNA. RefSeq names its product innexin unc-9-like. The transcript has 5 exons. Gene Ontology annotation, cellular component: plasma membrane; gap junction. The record is from RefSeq and is a predicted model, not a curated record. Gene Ontology annotation, molecular function: gap junction channel activity. Lineage: Eukaryota; Metazoa; Mollusca; Gastropoda; Planorbidae. The coding region runs from base 925 to 2424 and encodes 499 amino acids.
GUAUAUUGCGGACCAAAGUAUAGGGCUGUAUAUCUACACGGUGCUUUCAUGACGCCACCAUUAUAAAUGUCUAAGAAACUCCUUAGAGUUGAGAACGCCCAAGUCGGCUAGUUUGGAAAUAGUUUUAGCACAUCAAGUUCUGUUAAAUUCAUGUGUUUGUGUGUUAAUUUCUAAAUUAUUUGGAUUUCAUCGUUUGUCUAUAAAAACAAUGGAUUAAAAUCAAUUUCCUGAAUAUAGGAUAAACAAGACUCUAAAAUCGCUUUUAAAAAACUUUGCUAAGUCUUAGUACUCGAAAGCAAAGACUUGUAGUACACAUUGUAUUGAUUUGGUCUUAACCCAUGCACCACUAGAUUAACUCUUAGAUACGCAUAGCACUUUAUUAUCUUCUCUUCUGAAGGAAUGUCCAUCGUUUAUAAGAUUAGAUGCAAUUUAGUUUUGGCGGGUGGAAAGCUUAUGUAUAGAAUAUGUACUUAUAAACGUUUUAUACAUGUCCUACUAUGACCCUAUUGAUGCCUUGUAUAAAUAUUUAUAACUGUCUCGAUCUACGUUUUAUAUUGUCUAACAAGCGGUCUAUAGUGAAACAGUUUAAUAUAUCAAUAUUUUUAACAAGUCAUUUAAGAGAACUGGUUGUGAUUUUGUAAUGCCUGGUCAUAAGUAAACAUAUUUUCGGGUUGCUCUUAUUUAAGAAUCUAUCAGCUUUGUAGAUAUUGACACACGUUAUCGAGACGGUGUGUGAGGGCGCUGUGUGCGGGAGGAAGUGAGGGGGAGUGUGACGCAGUGUGAGGAACAUCCAGAGACACACGUGGACAAUGGAUAGUGUGUUGUUUAAACGAACAUCUUGAAAAGUAAUUAUUAUUUGAAAACAAAAUCGUAACAAUUUAAAGACUCCGAAAUUCCGAAAUUCAAACCGAAUAAAACUCAAGAAUGGUGUUGCCUGGAAUACCCAGCAUGGACUCGUUGAUCAACAGGGCUGCCAAUGUUGUGCUGAAGCCACCAAUCAAAAACGACGAUUUCGUGGACAGGCUGCACUACUUCGUCACGGUGGCCAUCUUGACAUGUUUUGUGGUUGGCACUGGGUUGCAGGUUGGUAACGAUCAAACUUACAACUUGACAUGUUUUGUGGUUGGCACUGGGUUGCAGGAGUACGUGGGGAGUCCAAUCAACUGCUGGCCACCUAAAGACUAUCACUAUGACUCAUACCAUGACCACAUCAACAGUUACUGCUGGACACACAGCCUGAGGUACCCGAAGUAUGAGACAGAGACUGCAGUAAAUCAAACUCGAGGUGAUGGUUUUCUGGAUUUGACCCAGCCUCAACCCAUUUUAGGUUUCGGUACUACCUUCUACCGAUGGGUGACUUUGGUCUUCAUAGUACAGGCUUGUCUUUUUAAAAUCCCACAAUUCAUCUGGACCAACCUCAGUGGCUCUUCCAGCGCGGACAUCAAGAAAAUUCGUGACCUUGUCUUGCAAUCCCAAAAUGCAACAACGCCAGCAGACAGGAAGCUGAAACUGGACGAGACGGUGGCGUACUUCGAGGACUGGAUCACCGGUCACAAGUCUUACCGCUUCAGACUGAUCGGUAAACACACCAGCAAGGUGCUGACUGUUUUAUUCUGUCUGGGUAAAAAGUCUGGGAGUUACCUGUCUUCUCUUUACCUGUGCUACAAGAUCAUGAACAUUGUCAAUGUCUUUGGAAACAUUUUUUUGCUGACGGUGUUUCUGGACCUAAAUUACUGGAAGUACGGGCUCGUGGUGCUGAACAGCGUUAUAAACAGCGGAGACUGGCAGGAUCCCUUUAACUUCCCAAGGGUCCUCCUUUGUGACUUUGUUGUGGAAGGCAGCUCGGAGUCCGCCAGCGGUUCCCCGGUCGUCUUCCAGAUCCAAUGCAGCAUGACCUUGAACCAGCUUCUGGUCAAGGUCUUCGUCCUAGAGUGGUUCUGGCUAGUCUUCCUCCUCUUCAUCACCGUUGUCAACCUGGUCCUCUGGUCGGUGAAGAUCAAACCUCCCUGCUCCACGAUAUUCUUCAUCAAAUCUUACAUUAAAACAGUAGAUUCGUAUCCGAUGCUGGAUAUCGGAAUCGCCACCAUGAUUGCCGGUACAAAGACUCAGUUCGCCCAGAAAAAUUUGCAGCGCGAUUUCAUUGAAAAAUAUCUGCGAAGCGAUGGCGUGUUUAUUCUGCGAUUCCUGGAGCUGAAUUCAGACCGGGCAUUGGUCGCAGAUAUCGUAAGGACUUUGUGGAAUAGAUACCACGUGAUGCAGAAAUCUGCCGUAAGUUCAAACAUGACUCUGAAUACCGAGGUGACAAAGUACGGAAGCUCGGUUGAGCUAGAUAUUACCAAAACGAAUGCCACGGACGAUGAUGUGACUGAUGGUAGUAAUGAAGAGAUAACUAAAGAUGUUGAGGACAAAAAUGUGGAGCUGUAAAUUAUCGUACCUUUGAAAAAAUGUAUAUGAAAUGAAAGGAUAGUCUAUUUCUAAGUCAGAGCAGAGUUAGCUAUCCUCAUUAUAGAGGUUAUUGUAAAGAGUAUCGCCCCUGACACAGGCUAUAUUUAGCCUUUACCGAAUGUGUUACAAGGUGCUAAAUUAUGUGCGCAUGCGUUUACGUAUGUGAAUGUGUAACUAUGAUUUAUACACAGUGGACUAGAAAAGACGUUCAACUGUCAGUCUCAAGGUGUUUUCAUCGCUGUAUGUUGAAAACAGAUCAUCUCAUUUCUGCCUGUGUUCCACCAACCAAAUUCCUUCAGGUGUCUCGGGUCAGGCGAGUCCCACUAGCUCUUGUCCCGUACGCUUAGCGUCUGCCUACAAAUCACAAUGCCCUGUAUUUCUUGGUCGACCCGUCAUCAUGUAAAGGGGGAGGGGGGGGGGUUCAUUGAGGGCUCGUCUUGUGAUGUUGGACGCAGUUUUGCGAAGGCAGUGGCCUAUCCACCGCUAGCGUCCCUGAAGGAUAUCUACUUCAAUGGGCUGCUGUGUUGUUCUUCAACAUAGUUUGUUGUUUUGUCUAGCCAACUGACCAUAAGAAUGUUUUUGAGGUAUUGAUGAAUACCUGAUUAUUUUACCCCCAUGAACAAAAAAAAAAAAAAUCCACGUUAAAACAAAACUUUAAAGAAAUUU